AUGCAUUUUAGUAUACCGCGGGCUCUAUGGUCUGAGAAGUCCGUGAGAAAUGUCAGUUACGGUAGGAGAGUCUUAAACACCACGACCGUUAACAUUGCAUUGGGUUUGCCAGGCAUGGUGUCCACCUUAACUGCAUACCAGCUACUGAACGUUAGACUCAUAGCCAUAUGUGCAUCCGGCGCGUCAAUUACGGUCGGAUUGAUAUCCAUAUUCAUCAUUACCUCUUACGACAGGAGAAAAAGGCUGUUUAGACACGAACUGAUCAUGUUCUUAAUCGUCUGUGAUUUCCUAAAGGCACUCAUUUUACUGAUCUACCCAGUCAUCAUUCUAGCAAAUGGUCGAGUCUACGCGACACCGAGCAUGAUCAACACAUUAGGGUGGUUCACACAAUUCGCCACGGAGGGGUCGGAUUUUGCCAUCAUGUUCUUUGCUAUACAUUUUGCAUUACUAAUAUUCAAACCCAGUUGGAAGUGGAGAAACAAGAAGACAGGCAACAUCGAAGGUGGACUUUACAAGUAUAAAAAGAUUAUUUGGCCAACCACUUUCCUUGUUCCGAGUAUAAUGGCGAGUCUGGUAUUCAUCGAUUACAACGUGAUAGACUACCCAGACCCAAAUUCCAUCAACAUUGUGCUGGAUAACAACAACUACAAUUUCGAGUACAAACCAAGACGUGGUGGAUAUAAACCUUGGAGUGCAUGGUGCUAUCUGCCGGCUCGACCACUGUGGUAUAAAUACGUCUUGAGUUGGGGACCAAGGUACAUCCUGAUACUCACUAUUAUUGCGAUCUAUUGUUCCAUCUACAUUUACGUUCUGAAGGAAACGCGGAAAAUUAAAUCGCAAAUGAAGGAUUUUGGUUCUAAAUCAAAAAAGGCCGAUGAGGAUGCAGACAAAGACCUCCCACCAAUGAAAAGAUUCACCAAGCGGUGCAUGAGAUCACUUCACCAUAUAUUUGGCGCAAUCACUAAUUUUUUCUGGUUGAGCUUAGAGAUGGAUGGAGACGAUUCCCUAGGUUCCAGUAAGUCAUUAUCUACAAAAAGCUUGGCAUCUUGUCCUGUUAGUCCGGACCUACCCAACAUCCCUGAUGUUGCACAUGACGAUACAGCUACACCGGCCCAAGAAGGUAGCGGGAUCGAAAUGACUCAUUUUACUCCACAUGAGGACUUAUCAAAAAAGAUAAUGAAUGUUCACAGUACAACUAGGGAACCUUGGAGGUCACAAAACACAGAUUAUAAUAGUCCAUUGGGGGCAGAUGAACGCUUGGGUCCAUCACAAUGCUCGCCGUCCUCAUCAUCGGAAUCCACAAGAGCCCCGACACUGGCGUCUGAUUUCUACCCAGCUUCUCUAUCGUCUAACUCAACUGCGCAAAGCAACGAGAUGCCUUUGGUGGCAAACUUGAACUCUUUCCCGACACGUACCCGUACUCAGAGUAACGUAGAGGAUUCAACAAAUUUUUCUUCAGUGAACGAACAGUUCCAGAGGGAGAAUUAUAGAAGAAUGAAAAAGAAGAGGCUGCAGAUCCAGAAGAACUUGAGGGCAAUUUUCAUUUACCCUUUCUCAUACAUUCUACUUUGGCUUUUCCCCAUUAUUGCAGACAUUUCGCAGACCAGACAUGAGUUGCUUCACGGGCCGAUUAUGUGGUUGACUUAUAUCGACACAUUUAUCAGACCAAUGAGUUGCUUUGUCCAUUCCUUCGUGUUUAUAUUCAAAGAAAAACCUUGGAAGUACUCUUGGAAUCGGGUCCAAGCAGAGGCGUUGAAGAACAAAUAUAUGCUAAGGGGCGAAAUCGGCGAAGAUGAGAUUAUGCAGCUUUGUCAUAGCAAGUGGGGGAGGAGGGGAUGGUAUUACCGCUCAACAUGGAACAAGCACAGAUGCUGGAAACAUAAAGAUAAUGGAUUCAAGCGAACCUGCUGGUACAUUGGCAGAUUCUUCAAGUGCAUAUUCCGGCUUAAGAAAGUAAACUUUAAUGACAAUUGCAAUGAUUGCCUCUACUGGAAUAGAUACUACUAUUUGGAUACAAUUCCUCGGUCAUCAGGUUACACCACCGUGUCGAGCACUGAUGUAUCGCCGCAACAUAAUGGACUGAAGUUUUCUCAACCGUCAAGUUUGAACGAGUUGCCGUCAAAAAAACAAACGUGUGAGGAGUCACUAAUCGUCAAAGUGCCUUGGUUCUGGAGAUUUAUUCAUAACAUUCCAAUGCUGUACGGUAUAGACCUGGAUGAGUUGAACAGGUCUAUAAAGCUGAGCUAUACCAACGACGACGAUGAUUUUGUCAUCCCAGGGCUAUCGCUUGCUUUGAACAAUGAUAUCAACACGGACAACUUGACAUCCCAUGAUAAUAAUAUUCAUAACAGGAUAACGAGCAGUCUAUUGCAGGGUCCCGGUUUAAAGAAACCGAAACUCACAAACCAAAAUAGUUUCUCCACACUCCACCAAAACGGGAACAACACUACAACCUCCCAUACUAAUUUUGCAUAUCCGAACAGUAAUAUAAUUACCCCUAAUCAGCAUCAAUACGACCACAAAACACAGCAUCUAGAUGAAAACAGACAACGGCAACAACCCACUACUAAUGCAACGGGCACUUCUGCCAUCGGCAAAAGUAUUACCAUUACGACUAAUAAUAAUAAUAAUAAUAAUAAUGAUAAUGAACACGCGGGCCAAGUAGACUUACUGACUUUCCUAAAUGAUAUGCCGGAAUCAUAG
Messenger RNA from Huiozyma naganishii CBS 8797, 2703 nucleotides. RefSeq names its product Gpr1p (gene GPR1). The record is from RefSeq and is a predicted model, not a curated record. The transcript has a single exon. Gene Ontology annotation, cellular component: plasma membrane. Gene Ontology annotation, biological process: adenylate cyclase-activating G protein-coupled receptor signaling pathway. Gene Ontology annotation, molecular function: G protein-coupled receptor activity. NCBI's taxonomy places the organism in Eukaryota, Fungi, Ascomycota, Saccharomycetes, Saccharomycetales, Saccharomycetaceae. The coding region runs from base 1 to 2703 and encodes 900 amino acids.